AUGAAAAUAUUGGUGGCAGCAGACGACAUUGCGUCGGGAAAGUUAAUUGAGUGUAACAGAGGUACAGACACCUCCAAAGAGGACUCUGUUCAACCGAAGUCCAUCACGAAUUGCUUCACAGUACCAAAGUUCAACUACAGCUCAAGAAUAACGCACUUGAUCAAUUACAACUACCAGUACUUUAUUGCUUCUAGAAUUGAUGGAACUGUGUCAGUUUACGAUUAUGAGGAGGACACAGAAGCGAGAAAGAUCUUGGCAGCGGAUGAAAAGGAUGAAUUGGACUUAAAGGCUAAUUUGUUCAAACACUUGCAUGAUUACAAGGUACCCAUCGCUGCCAGGGACAAACCUAUUGGGUUGUUCAAGCUCGAAAAAUUGGAUAGUGUUUUACUACCAUACACCUCGGGCAAGGUAUUUUUGAUAUAUAUUGGUGAUUUCAAAUUUGAGCCAUUGGAGAUAAACUUACCAGUGGAAAGUCCGAUUGAAGCUUUUGCAGUGAGUCCUGAUUUUGAGAACAUUGCUGCUUACGGGGGUAAAGAAGUUGACUUGAAAGUAGUAGAGCUUCACGACGAAAAGUUAAAUAGCUCUAUCUUCAAGAAGGAUUACAAGAACCUUUUCAAUCCAAAAGUUGUGUUUGCAGCCAAGAAUGUCAAGAACGACCACUUAGACUUGAGGGUUCCUAUUUGGAUCACUAAUAUAUUAUUUUUUCAGAAUGAGUCGAAGGAGAGUUUUAAGCUUUUAACUUCGACACAUUAUGGCCACUUAAGGGUGUAUGACUCUACACAUGGAAGAAAGCCAUUGAAAAACUAUCAAGUUUCUCAGGAUCCAAUCUUAACUUUAACUUUUGCAGACGAAGAGCAGAAAGAUGUGAUAGUUACUGGCCCCAAUAGCUUGAUUGCUAAAUAUUCCUUGACACAAGUUGACGAGAAAGCCUUUAAAACAAACUCGGCAUCUGCAGGAGAAAUCGUCAAAGCGGUGCCUAAAUCUUUAGGUAAAUACACUGGUGGGAAUACAGGAGCAACUUAUGCAGUCGAGGUUGUGGAGAACAUUGCCGCAUUUGCAGGACUAGACAGGUAUCUCCGAGUCUUUGAUGUCUCAACUCGAGAAUUGUUAGCCAAAGUCUAUCUUGGUGUGGAAGUAAGCUCAUUAGUCAUAUUAGAUGACGAGGAUGAAGAAGAAGAGGAAGUUAAACGAAAGAGAGAAGCUGAAGAAGAGGAAGAUGAACAAUUGUGGAACCAACUUGACAAGAAACAAAAAACUUCUACUUAG
Molecule: messenger RNA, 1266 nt
Organism: Lodderomyces theae
Lineage: Eukaryota; Fungi; Ascomycota; Pichiomycetes; Serinales; Debaryomycetaceae
Gene: NSA1
Product: ribosome biosynthesis protein
Exons: 1
Coding region: 1-1266 (421 amino acids)
Biological process (GO): ribosomal large subunit biogenesis
Cellular component (GO): preribosome, large subunit precursor; nucleolus
Molecular function (GO): protein binding
Source: RefSeq, a predicted model, not a curated record